Molecule: messenger RNA, 537 nt
Organism: Magallana angulata
Lineage: Eukaryota; Metazoa; Mollusca; Bivalvia; Ostreida; Ostreidae
Product: baculoviral IAP repeat-containing protein 3-like
Exons: 1
Coding region: 1-537 (178 amino acids)
Source: RefSeq, a predicted model, not a curated record
AUGACUUCGACCGUAGACAGUGUGAUCAAUGCUCUAGAGAUGGAUUCCUGUCCCGAUCCUCCGCGGACUGACAAUACAAGAAUUGCUGGUACUGCUGGUGGUUUUUCUGCGGCGGAUUCCUGUUCCAAUCGUGUGCGGAGUGACAAUACAAGAAUUGCCAGUGCUGCUGGUUUUAGCAUGAGUUAUCCAAAUGCUCAGUCAAAUAGGAAGGAUUCGCCAUUUUACUCGCUUUUGGAUGUGAGGCACAUACCACCACCACCACCACCACCUACAAUGCCGCAUAUUUGGCAAUAUCCGGAGUACCGAACCUUUGCCUCUAGGUAUGCAACGUUUCAAAACUGGCCAAAAUACUUAAGGGGACCCAGCAAAACAGACUUGGCGCGAGCAGGAUUCAUCUACACUCAGUAUGGCGAUAGAGUGACCUGUUUUUGUUGUGGAAUGACAUUGAGUGAAUGGGAACCAGUGGACGACGCCUAUCGAGAACAUCUACGCUGGUCCAGAUAUUGUCAUUUUGCUCAAACGGUGGGUAGCAUGUAA